CAGAGAGGGCGGGGUGGACAGAGAGAGAGAGAGAGAGAGAGACCUUCAGACUGACCAACUCAAGAGUAAGCCAGUCCAGCAGCAACCAUGGCCCUACUCAGAGGUGUGUUCAUUGUUUCUGCCAAGAGGACCCCAUUUGGGGCUUAUGGAGGCUUGCUCAAGGACUUCACCGCCACAGACCUCACGGAGAUCGCAGCACGCUCGGCCCUGUCUGCUGGCAAAAUCUCUCCUGAAAUAAUUGACAGCGUGAUCGUAGGCAACGUCAUGCAGAGUUCUGUAGAUGCUGCUUACCUCGCAAGGCACGUCGGCCUGCGGGUCGGAGUGCCAAUCCCAGUUCCUGCUCUAACAGUCAACAGAUUGUGCGGGUCAGGAUUCCAGUCUAUCACCAAUGGAUGUCAGGAAAUUUGCCUUAACGAUUCAGAAGUGGUGCUGUGUGGUGGAACAGAAAGUAUGAGCCAGUCUCCGUACGCUGUUAGAAACAUCCGCUUUGGAACAAAAUUGGGAGCCGAUCUCAAGCUAGAAGACACAUUGUGGGCUGGGCUAACGGACCAGCAUAUUAAGACGCCUAUGGGCCUUACGGCUGAAAACCUGGCUGCAAAAUAUAGCAUCACAAGGGAGGACUGUGACAGGUAUGCGUUGAAGACGCAGCAGAGAUGGAAAGCAGCUCAUGAAGCUGGUCACUUCAAAGCUGAGAUGGCGCCCAUAGAAGUGAAAACCAGGAAAGGUAAACAGAGUAUGGAACGGGACGAGCACCCCCGACCCGAAGCAACGAUGGAACAGUUGGGAAAGCUCCCUACGGUCUUCAAGAAAGACGGCACAGUCACGGCUGGGAAUGCCUCGGGAGUGUGUGAUGGAGCUGGAGCACUGAUCAUAGCGAGCGAAGAUGCCAUAAAAAAGCACAGCCUCACUCCAUUGGCUAGAAUUGUCGCCUAUCAUGUAACUGGAUGUGACCCCAACAUUAUGGGCAUUGGUCCAGUACCUGCCAUCACUGAAGCCCUGAAGAAAGCUGGCCUUUCUCUGAAAGAUAUGGACUUGGUUGAGGUCAAUGAGGCUUUUGCUCCACAGUACUUGGCAGUGGAGAAGGUUUUGGGUCUGGACCCUGAGAAAACAAACGUCAACGGAGGAGCCAUCGCUUUGGGCCACCCACUGGGUGCAUCAGGUUCAAGGAUCACUGCUCAUCUGGUUCAUGAACUAAGGCGCCGUGGAGGUAAAUACGCAGUUGGUUCCGCUUGCAUUGGAGGUGGCCAAGGUAUUGCUGUCAUCAUUCAGAACACGGCCUAAAGGACAGUAUAAAGUCUACAGCGAAUUAACACCGUAGUCUUCACCAACUGUUACAUGCCAACUCAAAGAAUUUAGAGGGAAGAUGAUCGCUCUGCUUGUGUGCAACUUCAGAAACUGAGUUGUUGUAUUAACCAUCUGGCAAAGAGGGCAAAAUCUUUAAAAAAAAAAGAAAAUGAGUAGAUGAUCUUUAAUUCCAUUGUGUGAAUCUAGCUAUAACCUCCACUGAUCUACUACCUCCUGCUGAAUUUCAUUUUGAUCCCGUAACAGGAAUUUUCUUGAAUAGAUAUUAAACUGCCAAGUAUCUACUAGGCACGCCUUAAACCACAGCAGAGAUGUACCUAAAGCCAGAUAAUUUAUCCACAUUGUAUUCCAAGCUGUUUCAUCAUCUCAAUGAAAGACUUCUGUAAAUGUAGGUCAACAAGGAAUUUUGCAUUGCCAGAAAAGGCAAGUUUUUAUUAAAUGGAUUUCGCAUAAAACGUGUACAGGUGGUGUAUUCUAUGUUAAAAGCUAAAACAAAGUGUAACAAAACCAACGUGCCUCUCCAAACAAAAAUAAAAUCAUAUUGAAUUAAUCCAAAG
Molecule: messenger RNA, 1859 nt
Organism: Elgaria multicarinata webbii
Lineage: Eukaryota; Metazoa; Chordata; Lepidosauria; Squamata; Anguidae
Gene: ACAA2
Product: acetyl-CoA acyltransferase 2
Exons: 10
Coding region: 88-1281 (397 amino acids)
Cellular component (GO): mitochondrion
Molecular function (GO): acyltransferase activity, transferring groups other than amino-acyl groups
Source: RefSeq, a predicted model, not a curated record